GCGGCGCUUGCACACUCUCUGGCCACAGACCGAGCAGCUGUCAAUGCACAGUACAGAGCGUCACGACAAGCAGGAGGCUUUGAGGAAGGACAGAGGAUUUAAAAUGCAGCUCAGGGACGAUUUCUGUAGUUUAGCAUAUAGUCGUGUCGGGUUUCAACACGUCCACAUCUAGCGUAUGAGCAACGAGCCGACAGAGAGUGACUUUUCCUCGAGUGUUUUUUUUUUCUUUGAGUGUUGUCUGCUCUGCACUGUCCAUCCGACAGGACUAGUCCAGACAUGAGUAACGUUAAUCUGAUUUUUUGGGACCAGUUGCAGGCUGGCAGCUCCGAGGUGGACUGGUGUGAAGGCAAUUACCUAAUUUACCCCAGCAUCGCUGAAUUUUACAACACGAUCAGCAACUUUUUGUUUUUUGUUUUGCCGCCCAUAUUAAUGUGCUUGUUCCGCCAAUAUGCAACACAUUUCAACAGUGGGAUUUACCUCAUAUGGAUUCUACUAGUUGUGGUUGGUAUUGGGUCGACGUAUUUUCACGCCACCCUCAGUUUCCUUGGACAAAUGCUGGACGAGUUGGCCAUAUUAUGGGUGCUUAUGUGUGCCAUAGCCAUGUGGUUUCCCAAGAGAUACCUACCCAGGAUGUUCAGGAGGGAUCGGACAAGGUUCAAAGUGGUCAUUGGCAUCUUGUCGGGGAUCACCACUGGGCUGGCCUUUGUUAAACCUGUCGUCAACUCAUUGUCACUGAUGACUCUGGGCAUCCCCUGCACCGUGCUGCUUAUUACCGAGCUUAAAAGGUGUGAAAACCCACGUGUGUUCAAGUUGGGUCUGGUCUCAGGGAUCUGGUGGGCACUGGCUCUGCUUUGUUGGAUCAGUGACAGGAUAUUCUGUGAGAUGUGGUCAUCUGUCAACUUUCCCUACUUACACUGUGCUUGGCACAUCCUCAUUUGCCUGGCUUCCUACUUGGGUUGCGUUUGCUUCGCCUACUUCGACGUCGCGACCGAGGCCCCGGAGCGAGGACCGGUCAUCAUGUUCUGGCCCAACGAGAAAUGGGCCUUCAUCGGCGUGCCCUACAUUUCCUUCCUCUUCCUCCACAAGAAGACUGCCAUCAAGGUCACAUAAGGGGACUCACAUGUGCUGCUCUGCUGGUCGUGCUUUAACACUUCUCAGCAGGAUGUGUCCGAACAAUAUGGCAUCUCUGCGGCCACUUGUGACCAGGUGAUGUAGGUGAUGCACGUUGUGGCCAACUGUGAGGAUUUAUGUUGUCCUUUUUCCAUCCCUGUCUGGUGUCAUUACACAACAGUAUUUAUGCAACUCUGUCAAAGAACAAAAGGUGUUACAAAAUUAGUCUAACAUGAUGAUGAAAGGGUGACUUUUUAAACAACACAGUAUCAAAGCCAAGAAACCUUAACAGUGUUAAAAACAUACUCUCAGGCUUUGUUUAUGAGAUCAUGUCAGUAUUAGUAUUAUGCAUUUCAGGUUUCUUUAAUAAGAAGACGGUUUUGUACAUUUUGUAGUAACUCGGAAAACCUCAUUAUAAAGCGUUGUAUUGCCUUUAUAAACAUAAGUAUAGCAUCUCAUAGGUGCAGUCUGGCCAUUAUGAAAUCAUAUUUAGAAACAAUAAAGCACUGGAUUCACUGACUGUGAUUAAUGCAUAAUGCAUUAAUGCUUCAUAUUAUAUUGCUUAGCCGAUCUAACUAUGCUCAGUGAAUCAACAAGCUGGUUCAUAAGAUGCCACAGAAGUGUUACAAGUAUUUCACACCGAGCCUUAUGUGUUUUUAAAUGCAUAAUGGAUUCAGGCUGUCGUGCCUGCCCUCUUUGUGGAUGGGUGUUUUGUAUUUGAAAUGCCAGAAACACACAGGCCAGUCGCUGGAAGAAAUGUUGGUAUUGUACAUUUCUGCGAACCACAAAUAGGUUACAUUUCAUACAUAUUGUGUCAACGUUUCUAAAGUGAGGUAGUGUAUUAGCUGACUUUGUCUGGAGGUGCAUGGGGUGUCACCUACAGUAUGUGGCACUCUUUUUAGGCACCAAACAUGGGUGUUUUGUAGCAACCCGUCGCUGUUUUUCUUGCGGCUUUUUAGACAUGAAAAGCAGUGGUUUUUCCAGCAGAGAUACUGCCACAAACAGCAUGUAUUUUAAGCCAAAACAGGAUCUUUUACCAACCAUAACCAAAUAGUUUUUGUGCCUAAAACUGCCCACAUGUUGUUCAAUGUACAAUGCCAACAUUUAUCCUGGGAUUGAGCCGCACACACGCAAAACGCUUCUCUCUGUUCUGGGUGUAUUAUGUUCUGCUUCCAGCAUGCUAUUGUGAUUUUAAAAGGUAGUAUAAAAGAAAUGUGUUUAAUAUACUUCUGUAUUAGUUGUGUUAACUAACAAUGUUAUAUGCAGUUAUUUUCCAAGGAAAAGCAUAUCAUUCAUAUUUUACUGAGUGAACAGGUACCCUUCGACAUUGGCCAAAAACCCAAAGUAAAAAAAACAAAAAAACAAAAAAGAAUGUGAAAUCAAAAUGUAUUUAAAUAUGAUCGACUAGUCAAGGAGAUAAUUAUAUGUUUUGCACAAAAUGAAGAUGGUUCUCAAAGCCGUUGGCUAAAUGCACACUGCGACGAUAAUUACAAUACUCAAAACUUUGCUUCAUGAACAUCUUCGCAUACUAAACAUUUCACGGCAGAUUUUUUUUUUUUGUUUGUUUGUUUGUUGUUUGUUUUACAGGAUGUCUCAGCUCUUAAACUUCUCUUCAGGGUUAUUUAUUCCAGGCUCAGUAUUUUAGACUUUGUGCUACAUAUUAUUGAAAACUGUGCAAAAGCCUUAAUCAAACAGUAUAACGGAGCACAGAAGCAAAUGAAGGUACAUUGUGUUCUUGUGUGAUGUAUUGGAAACUGUUUGCUCUAAAAAGGGGAAAUGCAGUGUAAUGAUUACGUUACAUAACUGGGAAUAAGGUUUUGGUUAAGAUGUGGGUCGGAUUAGGCUUUAUUAGCUCUGACCUGAAAACCUCAUCUAACUUAUCAGUGUUCAUUUGGCAGGACUGAAUAGAAAUUCUGUAGAAUAUAAAAGGGAAGUACGCUGGGUGUUGCAAAACACUAACCCCAAACGACAAGGAUCACCAAAGCUAUUUUUUUUUUUUUCACCACAAACCAUUGUUUUAAAAGUUGUUUUUAAAAACUGCCUCAAGCUGUGUUAACGAUUAUUAUUUGACUCCCGUCCUCAUGGAGAGGCUUCUGGGAAUGCCGACUCGCGCGCACACGCAGGGUCAAAUGAAGGAUCAUGAUUUAGAAAAAAGGAAGAAAAAAAAGCUAUUUUUGUGAGAUGCUGAAAUAUUUUGUUGAAUCCAAAACAAUAUUUUUCUAAGUGAAGUGCAGCCAAAAUGAAAGGGUGAGUGGUUUUUGAUAUUGCAUGAUUACUACCUUUGUAUUGC
Messenger RNA from Epinephelus lanceolatus (giant grouper), 3400 nucleotides. RefSeq names its product alkaline ceramidase 2 (gene acer2). Gene Ontology annotation, cellular component: Golgi membrane. Gene Ontology annotation, biological process: ceramide catabolic process; sphingosine biosynthetic process. Lineage: Eukaryota; Metazoa; Chordata; Actinopteri; Perciformes; Serranidae. Gene Ontology annotation, molecular function: N-acylsphingosine amidohydrolase activity. The record is from RefSeq and is a predicted model, not a curated record.